This is a messenger RNA of Triticum urartu, 2956 nucleotides long. Lineage: Eukaryota; Viridiplantae; Streptophyta; Magnoliopsida; Poales; Poaceae. The record is from RefSeq and is a predicted model, not a curated record.
CAGAUUAGGUCAAGUCCAGUGCAUGCCAAUGCUCCUCGAGAGCUCACAAUGCAUGAUUUGGUGCACGAUCUUGCAACGAUAAUUUUGGGUCAUGAAUCUAUUGUUCUAAAUGCUACUGAUCCGAGGACUAGGAAGAAAGCAAAACGUCGUUAUUGCCGACAUGCACAGUUGAUCAACUACCAGAAUCAGUAUAAGGUUUUCAAUUAUCUGCCAGGCAACAUCAGAUCCUUCCAUGUAAGACAUUCAGAGAAACAGCAGCUUCCCCAGAAGGCAUUUUCCAGAACCAAGUACAUACGGGUCUUGGACAUAAGUGGAUGUUUAGUUGUGGGGCAAUCUACUCCAAGCAACAUACUUUUGCCAUGUUCCGUGCUUCAGUUGAAGCUACUUAGGUACCUUGAUGCCUCUAGCCUGCCAAUCACAUCACUUCCUGAGUCUUUCCAUUCACUUCAAAAUAUGGAAACUCUAAUUCUGUCCAAUUGCUCACUUGCAACCUUGCCUGACAGUAUCUGUAGCCUCAACAAACUCUGCUAUUUGGACCUAGCUGGCAAUGCGAGCCUCAGUAAGCUCCCUGACAAUUUUCAUCUUCUUAACAAACUCAUGUUCCUAAACAUGUCUAGUUGUUCCAAGCUAACCGAACUUCCUGACAAUUUUAGCCUGGAGUGUUUAGAACAUUUAAACCUAUUAGGUUGUCAUGAGAUAAAAAAUCUACCACAAGAUUUCGGCAAUCUUGAAAAUCUUAGGUUCUUGAACCUUUCUGAUUGCUACAAGAUUUCAGUUCUACCAGAAUCAUUUUGCCAACUGAAGCAUUUGAAAGACCUAAACCUUUCAGAUUGCCGUGCCCUUAUAGUAGUCCCUGAGUGUUUUGGCGACCUUUCAGAACUUGAAUCUUUGAACGUAACAAGUUGUCCCAGGCUAGCACGGUUGCCUGAGUCAGUCUGCAAGAUGACUAAUCUGAAGUGUCUCAAUUUGUCAUAUUGCUUAGGGAUGCUAGAGCUCCCCUUGUCACUAGGUGAUCUUAAUCUCCAAAUAUUGGACAUUUCUGCUGGUGCUCUCGGUCACUUGCCAGAUAGCAUCAGUAAAAUGGCUAGUCUCACCCAAUUUGUGGUCACGUCAGGACAUCCUAGGGUAUUUGGAGAAGCCCAGGAAAUUAAGAAGAGUCUAAAUUUACCAGGCCGCACAGUACACAGAGUACGCAACACAGGAAGAUACAACAGUAUUGUUGAGCUUGGACAUGUGAAUUGCCCUGAGCUGUUAAUUCGAUCGCUUCAGCGUGUCAAGAGACCGGAAGAUGCAGAGACAAUCAAGCUGCGUGAUAAAUCAUGUCUUAGACAGCUAGCUCUCCAUUGGAAUCAGAAGAAUAUGAAUGCUGAUGCAUCCUCGGCUGAAUCUAUUUUGGAGAGGCUCAUACCAGCUCGAAAUCUUGAACAGUUUAUGAUACAAGGGUAUAUGAGCAAGGGUUUCCCUAACUGGAUGUCGCACAUAUCCUCCCACCUCCCUUCUGUUACCUAUCUGAGUCUUUUUGAUUUAGGUGCAUGUGAUAAUCUUCCUCCAUUUGGGCAGCUACCAAAUUUAAGAAGUCUAUAUCUGCAGAAAAUUCCCAACGUCACGAAAAUUGGCAAGGAAUUCUAUGGAGAGGGUGGAACUUGUACGAAAUUAAGAUUGCUACAGUUGAAGUCGAUGGACAAUUUGGUGGAAUGGUGGACAACACAGACAGGCGAAGAAGAUGGAGAAUUUUUAAUCCCUAAUUUGCAUAAUCUAGAGUUGAAGGACUGCCCAAAGUUGAAGUUCCUACCAUAUCCCCCCAGAAGUAUGUUUUGGAUCUUGGACAAUAGCAACGAGGCUUUGGCAGGACCAAGACUUGGAUUUUGGGAACUCUCGUCUUCCACUCUUCCUUGUCGCAUGGGUAUAAAAAAUUGCAUCUUUCGUUCUUCCGAGUGGUGCAUACUACAGCAAUUCCCCGCUCUCGAAGAAUUCUCAUUGACCUCCUGCCGCGGCUUGAGGGCCUUGCCAGAGGCCAUUAGCUGCUUCACCUCUCUCAAAAAACUAAGUUUGAUGUCGUUGGAGGACCUUGAGAUGCUGCCGGAUUGGUUGGGAUAUCUCCCUUCUCUACAAGUCUUGGGCAUAAAAGAUUGUCGCAAUUUAAGAAUAUUGCCUGCAAGUAUGGGAAAUCUCACUGCUCUGAGAGUACUAAUGCUUCUCGAGUGCGAAGGACUAUAUAGGUUGCCGGAAUGGCUAGGACAGUUCAGUUCCCUGCGAGAACUUCACAUCAGAGACUGUUCCAACAUCACAUUUUUGCCUGAAAGCAUAAGAAACCUUACUGCCCUGGAGGAAUUGUACAUUUCUGGAUGUUCAAGUCUGGUCCAUAGGUCCCGAAGGGAGGAUGCAUGUAAGGUUUCUCACAUCCGUAAAGUAAUAUUAGAGCCAGAGGAAGAACCAAAUGAAGAAGGACAAGAAGAAUUAUUAGCGCAAGAAGAAGGACAAGAAGAAUUAGAGGAAUCAUGUAUGGAUAGCCUAUGGAGAGAAUUAAGUGAAAGAUGGUCAAGACAUAGAGAGGACCGAGAAGAACUAGAGAUGUCGGACUCAGACUCUGAACAUCUCUAUCGUUUUGGGCAAGAAGAUUCAGAAAAUGAGGAUGACGAGCAAGAAUAUUGGGCAAACGAGGAUGACAAGCAAGAAGAUUGGUACCUAUAAGAUCUCAGUAGUUUGCUAUCAACAUAUGCCGAAUAGUGAGUUGCUGUGGAGACCUCUGUAAUUUGCAAUCACAAUCUUAUAGGUACUCAACUACAAAGUUACUCCCUCUGAUCCAAAAUAAGUGUCGUGGUUUUAGUUGAUCGGAGGGAGUACCAAGUACCAAUUUUCUUUUUCAAGAAAUAUAGUACAAAGCAGAGCUUACAUACACGCAUGUACAAUCUGACCAUGAUGUUAUCUGUAAAAAAAAAAUACCGCGUUAAAAACA